This is a messenger RNA of Meleagris gallopavo (turkey), 3512 nucleotides long. Lineage: Eukaryota; Metazoa; Chordata; Aves; Galliformes; Phasianidae. The record is from RefSeq and is a predicted model, not a curated record.
UGCCUGGUUCUCACGCUGCCUCUCCUCCCUGCAGCUCCCUGGCACCACAUAGAGAACCUAGACCUCUUCUUCUCUCGGGUCUAUAAUUUGCAUCAGAAGAAUGGCUUCACCUGCAUGCUCAUCGGAGAGAUCUUUGAGCUCAUGCAGUUCAUCUUCGUGGUGGCAUUUACCACCUUUCUUAUUAGCUGCGUUGAUUAUGAUAUCCUUUUUGCCAACAAAGUGGUAAAUCACAGCCAGCAUUCCAGUGAGCCCAUUAAAGUGACUCUACCAGAUGCUUUCCUGCCUCCAAAUGUCUGCAGUGCAAGAAUCCAGGCCAACAGCUUCCUCAUCUGCAUCCUGGUGAUAGCUGGGGUUUUCUGGAUUCACAGACUUGUCAAAUUUAUCUACAACAUUUGCUGCUAUUGGGAGAUUCACUCUUUCUACAUCAAUGCCCUCAGAAUCCCCAUGUCUAACCUGCCCUACUACACCUGGCAGGAGGUACAGGCCCGCAUCGUGCAGAUCCAGAAGGAGCACCAGAUCUGUAUCCACAAGAAGGAACUGACAGAGCUGGACAUCUACCACCGCAUCCUCCGCUUCAAGAACUACAUGGUGGCCAUGGUGAACAAGUCACUGCUGCCCAUCCGCUUCCGCCUGCCCCUGCUGGGAGACACCGUCUUCUACACGCGUGGGCUCAAGUACAACUUUGAGCUCAUCUUCUUCUGGGGGCCUGGCUCACUCUUUGAGAACGAGUGGAGCCUGAAGGCUGAAUAUAAGCGGGCUGGGAAUCGCCUGGAGCUGGCUGAGAAGCUCAGCACUCGCAUCCUUUGGAUUGGCAUCGCCAACUUCCUCCUCUGCCCCCUCAUCCUCAUCUGGCAGAUCCUCUAUGCCUUCUUCAGCUACACGGAGAUCCUGAAGCGGGAACCGGGCAGCCUGGGUGCCCGCUGCUGGUCUCUGUACGGCCGCUGUUACCUCCGUCACUUCAACGAGCUAGACCAUGAACUGCAGUCACGUCUCAGCAAAGGUUACAAGCCAGCUUCCAAAUAUAUGAACUGCUUCAUCUCCCCUCUCCUCACUAUUGUGGCCAAAAACGUGGCCUUCUUUGCUGGCUCCAUCCUGGCGGUGCUCAUCGCUCUCACCAUCUAUGAUGAAGACGUGCUGGCGGUUGAACACGUCCUGACCACAGUCACCCUUCUCGGAGUGGGCAUCACAGUGUGCAGGUCUUUCAUCCCCGACCAGCACCUGGUGUUUUGCCCUGAGCAGCUGCUGCGAGUCAUCCUGGCACACAUCCACUACAUGCCUGACCACUGGCAGGGCAAUGCCCACCGCUAUGAGACGAGGGAUGAGUUUGCCCAGCUCUUCCAGUACAAAGCGGUCUUCAUCCUGGAGGAGCUUCUGAGUCCCAUCAUUACCCCCCUGAUCCUCAUCAUCUGCCUGCGUCCCAAAUCCUUGGACAUUGUUGACUUUUUCCGCAAUUUCACCGUGGAGGUGGUGGGGGUGGGUGACACCUGCUCCUUUGCCCAGAUGGACGUACGCCAGCAUGGCCACCCAGCGUGGAUGUCAGCAGGGAAGACGGAGGCCUCCAUUUACCAGCAGGCUGAGGAUGGCAAGACGGAGCUGUCCCUCAUGCACUUUGCCAUCACCAACCCCAAAUGGCAGCCACCCCGUGAGAGCACAGCCUUCAUCGGCUUCCUGAAGGAACGGGUGCACCGGGACAGCAGCAUGGCACUGGCCCAGCAGGCUGUGCUCCCUGAAAAUGCCCUCUUCAGCUCCAUCCAGUCUCUGCAGUCAGAGUCAGAGCCUCACAGCCUGAUUGCCAAUGUGAUAGCGGGCUCCUCAGUGCUGGGAUUCCACAUGGGCCGUGAUGGACAGGCCUCUCGUCAUCUCUCCGAAGUGGCUUCAGCCCUGCGUUCCUUCUCCCCACUCCAGUCUGCCCAGCAGCCCUCUGGUGGCUUUCAGACAGCAGGAAGAGAUGGAGAGGGAACCCAGCCUCGUGGUUCCAGUGCCAUGACAGCCUCUGGUGCUGAUGCGAGGACCGUGAGCUCAGGGAGCAGCGCCUGGGAGGGUCAGCUGCAGAGCAUGAUCCUGUCAGAGUAUGCCUCCACUGAGAUGAGUCUCCACGCACUCUACAUGCAUGAGUUGCACAAGCAGCAUGCCCAGCUGGAGCCCGAGCGGCACACCUGGCACCGGCGAGAGAGUGAUGAGAGUGGUGAGAGCACCCAUGAGGAGCUGGAUGCUCAGCGAGGUGCCCCUGUCCCCCUCCCUCGCUCUGCCAGCUACCCCUUCUCGUCGCGGCAGCCUGCUGAGGAGACAGCCACGCUGCAGACGGGCUUCCAGCGACGGUAUGGUGGCAUCACAGACCCAGGCACGGUGCACAGAGCCCCAUCACACUUCUCCCGCCUCCCACUGGGAGGCUGGGCUGAGGAUGGGCAGUCAGCAAGACACCCAGAGCCUGUGCCAGAGGAGAGCUCAGAGGAUGAGCUUCCACCGCAGAUCCACAAGGUAUAGCCUUGCAGACUGGGGAUCUCGUGGGGGUUGCAAACUGGGAGCCGCCUGGGCAGCAGGAUGCGGUGUCAGCCCGAUUCCUCUCCUAUCUGAAGGGGAUAGGGUGGUCAUGGGCUCCGUUUUGUUGCCAUCAAUUGCUGAUGAGACAAAACCGCCAGGCCAGCAGCUGUCCAGCCGUGUGUCAAGUCAACGCCACUCUGACUGUUGUGGGGUGAAUGCGUGUGUGAGUACAUACAUGUGUCUGUGUUCACAUCUGUGUCGUCCGUGUCGGAGGAUCGCUGCAGAGCCGUGACAGCUGACGGGACUGGCAGCGGGGAGCUGUGGAUGGGCUCGGAGGUGGCAGCAACAGCUGCUGUUUGAAGGGAUGUGACAAGGCACGAGCUCCAGAUGUCUGCCCAGAGCUGGGACCUGCCUCCAAAAUGAAAACAGGGAGCUGGUGUCCUCCAGGGAUGGCUGACAGCAGUGGGAGCUGUCGGAGCUGCCUUGCUCAGCCUGUAGCAGUGCUGGAACCACACCUGCAGCCCUGGAGAAGUGCCGUGCGCCGCAUUCCACCUCACAGAGAGGACCAAUGUUGCACACCUCAGUCUGGAACGGGACAGCAGCGGGGCAGUCAGCCACCCCUCUCUGUGCACAUGCGUGUGCUGCCCAGGCACCUUGCAGCAGGUCUUUAGCCGCUACUGUGUGCGCAGAGUUGGGAACAGCUCUGCUGCAGCUCCUCCCCAGCUCCCAUGACACCUGCCCUGUCCCAGGCAUGCGGGAAAGGGUCCAUGGAGUGGCAGUCCUGGGUCUCUGUCCCUCCCCGCUGGCAGCCUCCAUGCUAGCCCUCUGGCUUGGGCUAGAGCAGCACUUCCUGCCCUGCACGGUGCUCAGGGGUUAUGAGCUGCUCCCAGGCCCUCUUGCAGUGCCAAAGAGCUGGUGCAGCCUGAUGUCCCCUGGGAGUGCACGCAGCCCGCUUGGAGCCCACAGUGAAGGUCUUGUGCUCUGUGCGCUGAUUCCCUUCCCCCAGGCAUCAUAAAGGCCUUUUUCCUGUG